AUGUCUUCCUCGGGAGCUUGGGGUCCGGCACCGCCCGGGGUGGACCUCACGGAACAUCAGAACAGGGAUCUCAUCGGCUCCGUCGUGGCUGUCAUGGUCCUUGGCCUGUUUGCUGUGGCCCUGAGGUUGUUCGUCCGGCUCACACACAGAGGUCCCGGGCUUGCCGAAGAUGACUAUUUUAUCGUGUUUGCAGCGACCUGUGGCAUCGGCACCGCCGUGUGCUGCCUCAUUACUAUUCCAUGGGGUGGCGGAAAGCACCUGUGGGUUGUCACGUUUGACGAGUUCACCAAGUUGUACCAGACGACAUAUGCUUUUGUCAUCGUCUACAUCACUUGCAUAUCAGCCACAAAAGUGUCGAUCAUGCUGUUCUACCGCCGCAUGUUUGGCAAGGGCAUCAUCUGGAACAUCGUUUUCGGACUAGCCGUCUGCCACUGGCUGGAGGUCACCAUCACUUGGCUGUCCGGGUGCCGGCCGGUGAACUACUACUGGAAGCAGUACACUGACCCAACGGCGGUCGGUACUUGCAUCGACGCCUCUCUGUUUUACUUUAUCAACGGCAUCAUCGGCCUGUUCAUUGACGUGUCCAUCCUGCUCGUCCCCGUCCCAACCAUCCUCAAACUCAAGAUGCCCCCCACCAAAAAGCUCUUCGUCGGCGGCAUCCUCCUCCUCGGUGGCUUCGUCUGCAUCGCCUCCGCCGUCCGCAUCGUGAUGAUGGACCAGCUGGUCAAGUCCGCCGACUUCACCUGGGCCAUGUCCAAGGUCUUCAUCUGUGGUGGGUCCGUGGCCACGUCGGCCGUCUCGCAUGGUCACGGUAGUUCCAGUGGCGGCAGUGGCGUGCCGCAUAAGGGGCAUGGGUAUUUUAGGGAGGAGGGGUUCGGGUUUGCGGCGCCGGGGCUGGGGCAUGGGCAUGGGCACCAUGGGCAUGGGGGGAAUGUGAAGAAGGUGGGGCCGAUGGUGCAUGUGGCGGGUGUGGAUGGGAAUGGGAGGUCGGGCAGGAGGGAGUGGGGGUUGCAUGGGUUGGGGAGUGCGGAGACAACGCUGAGGGGGGAGGAUGAGAUUGAGUUGACGGUGGAUAUUUCGGGGAGGGAGGUCAGUACGAGUGGGUCGGGGGAGAAGGGGAGUGCAGAGGAGAGAGCGGCGUAUCGGAAUGAGAUUAUGGUGAGGAAGGACUUUUCUUGGGUGAGCACGGGUAGUGUAUGA
Molecule: messenger RNA, 1200 nt
Organism: Chaetomium globosum CBS 148.51
Lineage: Eukaryota; Fungi; Ascomycota; Sordariomycetes; Sordariales; Chaetomiaceae
Exons: 5
Coding region: 1-1200 (399 amino acids)
Source: RefSeq, a predicted model, not a curated record